Molecule: messenger RNA, 4233 nt
Organism: Salpingoeca rosetta
Lineage: Eukaryota; Choanoflagellata; Craspedida; Salpingoecidae
Exons: 13
Coding region: 45-4130 (1361 amino acids)
Biological process (GO): signal transduction; piRNA processing
Cellular component (GO): pi-body
Molecular function (GO): protein binding
Source: RefSeq, a predicted model, not a curated record
GCAAAACUGCACACUGACUGACGGCUCUUCAAACACACACACACAUGAUGGGAGGCACGACAAGCCGUGAAGCCGAAGAAGCCGGUUAUGCUGUUGACGGACCUUCGAUUGGGGUGCCGAUUAGCUUUGAUGGCAUAACGUCGUUGAUCGAUGCGAGCGCGACAGGAGACCUGGAGUGCGUCGAGACGCUGGUGGCAGAGUUCGCUCCAGCAAACCGACAUGUGGACGACGAGAAGGACAGCGAAUGCGACGGUACUGCGCUGUACUGGGCUAGUCGCAACGGCCACGAGGCGGUUGUACGGUUUCUUCUUGAGAAGGGAGCGCACGUCAACAACACUGACAAAGAAGGCUUCACACCGCUGUGGAUUGCAGGCUUCUAUGGUCACGAGGCAGUUGCGCGGUUCCUUGUGGAGAAGGGCGCCGACGUCAACCAGGCAGACAACGAUGGUUGGACACCGCUGUGGAUUGCGAGUCAGAACGGUCACGAGGCAGUUGCACGAUUACUUGUUGAGAAGGGAGCCGAUGUCAACCAGGCACACAAGAACGGCUUCACACCGCUGUACGUUGCGAGUCAGAAAGGCCACGAGGCGGUUGCGCGGUUCCUUGUUGAGAAGGGAGCCGACGUCAACCAGGCAGACAAAGAAUUUGGUUGGACGCCGCUGUGGAUUGCGGGCCGCAACGGACAUGGGGCGGUUGCGCGGUUCCUUGUUGAGAAGGGAGCCGACGUCAAUCGGCCGACGAACAAUGGGUGGACCCCACUGCACGUCGCCAGCUUCAAAAAUCACCCCGAUGUCGUCCGCUGUCUUCUCCACUCCGGCGCUGAUCCAACCGUCAAGCACCCCGGCACCGGCAUGACGCCGCUGGAUUUGGCACGCGAUGAAGGACACGACGCCGUCGUUGCCAUUCUAUCUGAUCCACAGGCUGCGAUGGAACCUCCUGCCGACCCAGCAGCUCCAGCCCACGACGGUCCUGCUGAUGCUCAACAGGAGCGCAAAGCCGAGGUGAUGGCGGCGAUGCACCAGAUUGCACAACAUUCAGACACGCAGAUGGCAGGGCGUGCCAAGCUGAUGCUGGUUGGCGAGGGGCGUGCUGGCAAGACCACCACCCUGCACUCCCUCAUGGGAGAUGAGUUCAACAAGGACGAGCCGUCUACGUUUGGCGCCGACAGCAUGGAUCUGUCUGUCAUCGUCGAAUCCAUUGACGUCUUCAACUGGCAGCACCUUGCGGGCGGUCUGAGCGAGUACAUGCGCACUCUGCUGGGCACUGCGCUUGCACGGACUUCGGGGAUGGAUGCAGCAAUGAAGGAGGUGAUGACAGCGGCGAUGGAGGCGCAUCAACAACGAAUCACACAACAGCAGCAACUGGUGGUGGGUGAAGACAUUGAUGCUGAAGACACCAACGAGAGCACACAGCACUUUUCACAGUCAUCCGUGCCAAAGAAGACACAGCCAACAUCCACCUCCACGCAGGGUGACGAGCACCACUUCUCGUCAUCGUCAUCUCCCAAGCCGAAGCAGUCUCAACAACAGCAGCAGCAGCACAGCGCAUCAGUUACAACAUCCGCUAACGGUCCUCGCCCCAGUGUCUCCGCUGAGGCCAUGGAGAAAGCAAUCAAGGAGUUCAACGUCGACGCUGUCAUGGGCGAGGGCAAAUCGCGAGUCACUUUCAAGGUGUUUGACCUGGGCGGCCAGUCCACCUUCUAUCUCUUCCACCCUUUCUUCCUCACCAAGUACGCGGUGUACCUGCUGGUGUUCUCGAUGGAGGACCUGCUGCACCAAGACGAGAGCAAGCGAGAUGAGGCGUGGGAGUUUAUGGAGCACUGGCUCUCCUCCCUCCACCUCCACGCCAAGGGCGCACCCGUCCUCAUCAUCGGCACUUUCGCUGAUGUGGUCAGCAAGCGUAAGCAGCACGAGAAUAUUUCACGCGACAUCCACAGCCGCCUGCGGCACAACCCGGCCUUUCCUGGCGUCGUCCACAACGACAAGCAUGGUCUGUGGUUCUGGCCCGUUGACAACACCCAGUCCAUCAAUGACACCAUGAUCCAGGACCUGCGCCAAACCAUCUCCUCCACAGCCCUGGCCCAGGAGUACGUAAGCCAGGAGGUGGCUGUGCCCUACCUCCACCUCUACGACAAACUCCACGCCAUCGCCCGCGACGAGAAGCGACCGCUGCUCACCUUUGACGACGUCGUGGAUAUUGCGCGCACGUGUGGGCUGCGCACACGCCAGGAGACAAAAGCCUGCCUGCAGUUCCUGCACCUGUACUCGAUGGUGCUGUACUACGACCACGUGCCAGGCAUGGAAAACUAUGUGAUCCUGAGUCCGCAGUGGGCCGUGGACACGAUGACGCGCGUCAUCCGCAACUUUGACUUGCACCGUGACGAACGUGAUUGGGAGGCGAGGGCCGUUGGUGCGCAGCUGUGGGACGACUUAGUUGAUCGCGGCAUCCUGCACCGUCGUCUGCUGGAGGUGCUGUGGAAGGAUGUACGAGAUGACUUGAUUGAGCCCUUUCUCCAACUCAUGAUGGAGUAUGGGUUGUGCAUGGACUACACACCGCCCAGAUCAGCAGAGAGCAGCGACAGCAGCAGCGACAACUCUGUACAUCAUGAUGAUGAGCAGCAGCGCGAACACCAGCAGUAUCUGGUGCCUGCCAUUCUGCCGAUGGUGUUGGACACGCCAUCAGACCUGCCUUCGUCUGUGACGUUGAGCGUGUGCGCAGCACACCACGUGCACAAGUACGCUGGACAUGAGGCCAGCACGGCCUACAUCAGCUUCCGCCUGACCACACGCGCUUCCGAUGGUCAUGUGAGUGCGAAGGACAUGCAGCGAGCGUCAUUCCUUCCCGAGGGCUUGUUCACGAUGGUGUUGGCGCAUGUUCUGAGAUACAUCCAGCCCAAUACACUGUCUACUCCCUUGCUAAGCCGCACCCACGUGGUUGUGUUUGUGGGCGAAGCCGAGGUUGACUUGCAGCUUGUGCCCGCAGUUGGCGGCAUCAAGAUCCAGAUCACAAGCGAGCGACCUCGCACGCUGCUGCACGUGCUGUACGACAUCAUCACCACCGCCGCCUUACAGCGUUAUCCUGACCUCAAGGCCAACCUGUUGCUGCCAUACAACAAGAAGACAUUGCUGUUCUUUGAGGACGUGCAUCGUCACCACACGAACAAGAAGGCACUUCGUGCCGGCCGCUCUCAGCUGCUAUCGCCCGAAGACCUGAUCGCCAAGUAUGGCCCCCUCCUGCCUGUUCUCGGUCUGCAGGACAAGUACGACGCCUUCAUCAGCUACAGACAACGGGGCAACACCGGCCUGGUACUGACCCUUCAUCCGAGGUUGGAGCACCAUGGCUUGGUGGUCUUUGUGGACGCCAACAACCUCGAGGCAGGCGUCAACUUCAAGCACGCGUGCAUGGCAGCUCUUCAGCACAGCGUGGUUGCCUGCCCCGUUGUGUCUGUCGCUGCGAUCCAUCAGAUGCGCUCACUCGGCCUCACUGACGUCUGUGACAACGUGUUGUUGGAGUGGAUGGCCAUGCUGGAGUUGCUGCAGCUCGCCCACCAGCACCAAGACAAGAUCCGCCUUCGCCGCAUCGUUCCGCUCUUCGUUGGCAGCGGCUGGCACGACAGCAGCCACGCCAUGAGUGUGGCAUCGGCGGGCGAGUAUGACUCGCCCGAGUACAUGAAGCGGCUGGCGACGAAGUUGCCGGAUGUGGUGAGCACGGAGACGGCGGCAGCCCUCGACCAGUACUUUACACAGGUGCUGCACCUGCGGCCACCCCAGCAGCACAAGAGCGUGCGGGAGGUGGUGCUGUCGCUGUUUGACAUGGACGGCGUGAUGUCACUCCAUCACCACGUUGCCCGAGCAGCCGAUGCAGUGCGAAUGGCAGAGCGCGUGCGAACAGUUGUAGCGGCCGCCAAAGACGACUUUGAGGAGUGGCUUUCUUCGCUGAGCCUUUCUGCCGACGCGCGUGGCGCGCUCGCGGCCUUAGAGGUGACCAGCUUUGAGGUGUUGCGCGCGAUGAAGCAGAGGGGGUGUCUGACGGAAGAAGCGCUGACUGGCGUGCCCGUUGGUGCCGCUGCUCGCCUGAUCCAUGCCUUUGAAACUGGUACGCAGGCAUCUGCCGAGGCAUCGCUUGCUUGAGUGACCUAAUGAUUUUGUUUUUUGAAUGAUGGGUGAUGUUCUUUCCUCCCCUUGCGUGCGAUAGCUGUUAUCACUUGCACGAGUACAAUCGUUGUUGCCUGCA